Molecule: messenger RNA, 1725 nt
Organism: Pocillopora verrucosa
Lineage: Eukaryota; Metazoa; Cnidaria; Anthozoa; Scleractinia; Pocilloporidae
Product: actin nucleation-promoting factor WAS-like
Molecular function (GO): actin binding
Source: RefSeq, a predicted model, not a curated record
AUGCCCACUAAAAAGAAACACGCUCCGUCCGUUUUACUCACCGACGAAGAGAAUGAAACGAUUCGUGAUAUGUUAGGACAAAAGAAAUAUUCAUUAGCAACAGGCAUUGUGCAGUUGUACCUCGCCCUUCCAAAGGAUCGAACACGAUGGACUCAUAUCGUGACAGGAGUAGCAUGCCUUGUGAAAGAUGGCACCUUAAAAUCGUAUUACAUCAGAGUUCUGGACAUUACGAGCAAAGAGAUUCCAUGGGAACAAGAGUUGUAUAAACAGUUCAAAUACAGAGCCGCUACUGCAAAGUUCCAUACCUUCAACGCACAUGAUUGUCGAGCAGGAUUGAAUUUCUGUGAUGAGCUAGAGGCAGGUGCCUUUAAGGCAGCGAUCAAGGAACGGAUCAAAGAUUUUAGACGAAAAAGAGAAGAGGCUCGCCAAAGGAAAGCUAUGGCUCAACAACAAAUGCAGUUCCAACAAAUGCAACAGAUGCAACAGAUGCAGCAAAUGCAUCAGCUGCAACAGAUGCAGAAAAUGCAGCAAAUGCAGCAAAUGCAACAAAUGCAAGCAAUGGUUGCAGGACCAAUGGGCCGAGGCGUCCAAAUGGUUCGAUACCAGACUCUUCAACCUCACAGCUCGUUUGCUCAGCCAAGACUUAUGAUGAGACCACAGGCACCCCAGAUGAUGGCCCCUCAUCCUAGGCAACCAGUACCUAUACGACCACAGCCUUCUCAGGCACCAAUGCAAAUGCGUCGGGGAGUGCCAAGAGGAAUGGGACCAGCUAGACCCGCCUCUCCCCAGCCUCCCAAUCAGCCAACAUAUUCCAAUGCGCCUCAAACGAGAAGGAAUGUAGAAAACAAUGUGCAAAGAAGACCACCGUCCCAGGCUCCGCCUAAGGAUUCAGUUAAUCAAAGACCUGAGAGAGCGGCAUCAGCAAAGCCGAUACAGAAGCACGGAGAAGAACCGAUUUACGGGGACUUGCCCAAAACUCGCCAAGCAAGUGAAGUCGAAGCCAAUGCCACUGAAACUCAGCAGGAGGUUACUGCAACCGAAACAGACAUGGAUAAGAAAUCAAAGAAAGACAAGAAAGAAAAGAAAGGUUUCUUUGGAGGCCUUUUCAAAAAACCUUUGAAAGAUUCUGAGGAAAAGCCAAAUGAGAAAGAUACUAAAAAAGACCGAGGUCCGUCACAAGAGCCUGCUCCCUCGCAGCAAUCAGCACCACCGGCCACGCCUGCCCCUGCAGCUUCGCCCCCUCCACCUCCCGCACCUGAUUCGUCUCGAAAGGCCCCGCCAAGGGUCACAGCUCCGACCCCUUCCUUGACACAAGCAGAAGCACCAGCCCCUGCCUUGACACAAGCAGAAGCACCAGCUGAGGCUGGUGUUGAAUCAAUUGCUCGACCACCACCACCCCCACCGCCACCGCCACCGCCACCACCCCCUCCCUCGAUGGAUUUUCAAAUGUCUAAUACAAUGCAAAACUUGGAGAAACCAGUCGGAGCGGGAGGUGAUGAACCAGCUUCUUUUUUAGACAGCAUACUAGCAGGACCACAGCUUAAAAAGGUUGAUGCAUCAUCUCUCCCUCAACCAAAACCUAAAGAAGAAUUUACGGGUAUGUUGGGAAACUUAGCUCGUGCAUUGGAUGAAAGGCAUAAAGUGAUGCAUUCUUCAGACGAAGAUGAUGACGACGAUGAAGACGACGACUUUGAUGACGAUGAUGAAGAAGAUUGGUCAGAUUAA